AUGCUUGAGCAACACAUCGUCGUUGAUGCUAACGAUAGCGCCUAUCAAUCGACGGACUUUUGCGUCCUGUCGCCGAAAGCGCAGGCCUGCAAGUGUAGCGAUGAGUGCAUGCUCAUCUUUGAAAACUUUGGUGCAGUGUUUAUUGAAAGCUACCUGCCGAGAUUCAAGAACGUUUUAGAGAAGCUGGAUGAUAACCUAUGA
This is a messenger RNA of Mesocestoides corti, 201 nucleotides long. The record is from the annotation of a GenBank genome assembly. NCBI's taxonomy places the organism in Eukaryota, Metazoa, Platyhelminthes, Cestoda, Cyclophyllidea, Mesocestoididae.